AUUGUCGGUCAACCGGAUAACCAGUUUUCGGUUACUCGGUUAACCGAAGUACCUAUUAGGAGCUCCGACCACCGACCCAAGCAUAUAAUUUUCGAUUAUCGGUUAACCGGUAACAUCCGGUUAUCGGUUUAACCGGCCGUUAACCGGCAACCGAUAACCGAACCUCCAGCCCUACUUGUAAUUGAUUUGACGAUUUUAUUUGCCCGAUUCGGUUUAGAGCUGGCAGUUGGAGUGACGUGGAAAAAUCAAAAGCGUAACUUUCAUUCGCUGCUUCCACGACAGCUAUCAGUGGGGGAAAAUCCAAAAGCCAGUAAAAGAGGGAAAAAGGAAAGUGUCAAAGUAAAGCCAAACCAGCUCAAAAUUUUAAAAUAAACAAAACCAAGCAAAAGGCGUUUAACUCGAAAAAUUAAAAUCGAGAGCAGAGGAAGCCAACAGAUCAAAUCGGCUCCCCGAAGUACCGAAGCCCACUCCACUUUCCUCCCCCAGCGAGCGAGUCCUCACUUUCUCGCAACCGUCCCUCCGCCAUUGCUGCUGGUCCCCCCAGCUCUCCAAGCUCCAAAAUCCUGCCAAAAGAUAAGCUCAAAAGGCGACACCAGAAAGAUAGUCGUCGUCGUCGACGACGACAGCGCUGUUUCCUCUCUCGUCGUUUCCUUUCUCCUGUCGCCAUCGCUGCUGUUAGUUACUGCUCCUUCAAUAAUCGUCGUCUCUGUCUCACUCCGAUAUCGCUUAGUAGUUAGUACCUCGCAAAAAUAAGUAAGUCUGCAUUAACUCUCUUUCCCCCGCCUCUCUCUCCCGCGCGCCAUGGAGCUGCAUUAAUGGCGGCCUAGUUGCGGUUACCUUUUCUUUUCAUUUUUUUUCAAGAUUAUCCUCAUUCGUCCCGUGAGCUUCUCUCAUUCUUCAAUUUCUUGGAAUUUUUCAAUUCUGCUCAAUUGAGUUGCGUGGUUUCGGUUUGAAUUGCUGCGGCGAUCUGCCAUGAUUCCAUUGUGAUGUUCUGGCUAUUUCGAGAUUUUGAAAUCUGGCCGGUUGCGCCGAAUUUGGUUCGAUUGAAUUGUCUUGUUCCAGCUGGAAUUGUGAAUUCUGAUUUGCUGCCGGUUCUACUUUCAGCGAGUGGAGAGGUCUAGGGGAGAGUUGAUAAGGUGGUGGUGGUGUGCAACUGCGAUUCUAGGCAACGGUUAGGGUUUUGGAUGCGGUGGGAAUGGAGUCGAGGAUGAAGAAGUACCGGCAGGUGAGUCCGGAGCGAGCCAAAGUGUGGACGGAGAGGUCGCCGAAGUACCACCAGCAGCAUCGCAAAGUCCCCGUCGUUUACUACCUCUGCCGGAAUCGCCAGCUUGAGCAUCCUCAUUUCAUUGAAGUCCCUCUCUCGUCGCCCGACGGUCUCUACCUCAGAGAUGUGAUUGAGAAGCUUAACGUGCUGAGAGGCAGAGGAAUGACUUCUAUGUACUCAUGGUCCAGCAAGAGAAGCUACAAAAGUGGAUUUGUUUGGCAUGACCUUUCUGAGGAUGACCUGAUUGUUCCUGCUCAUGGAAAUGAGUACGUUCUCAAAGGUUCUGAACUAUUUGAAGAUUCCAACCCAGAUCGUUCCGCCAUUGUUGGAACAGUGAAGAUCCAGAAUAAUCUGAAACAAUUGCCAGAACCAUCUUCAUCCAAAAGUCAAGACGAUUCUUCAUCUUCAUCAAGCAUGUACGGGAAGGAAACGAAGCUCUCUCAGGAGGACGAGCUUUCCCCUCCAGGCCAACGUCGUUCUGGUUCCUCUAGCAUAUCUCCGGAGUCCAGAGAUGGGAAAAAUUCUACUUGGAGUGGUUCCGUGGGGUUGACAGAAUACAAGGUCUACAGAAGCGACGGGUUUGCACAUGCUGCGACUCAGACUGAGGAGAAUAAUGUAAGCGGGCCUAAAUCCAGAGAGACUUGCACUCGAGGCGUCUCCACUGACGAUGGUUCGCUAGAACGUGAAUGCAAUGGUGAUUCUCUGAGGCAGAUGCCUCGUGCGAAGAAGAAUUACUCCGAAGCGGGCGAGAAUUCAGCUUCACCUCCACCACCAUCUACUACUUCCAGCGGUGCAUCUUCAUCUGGUGGCAAAACCGAAACUUUGGAGUCUUUGAUCAGAGCCGAUGUGAAUAAGAUCAACAGCUUUAGGAUACUGGAAGGGGAAGAUGUUCGGAUGUCAACAAAUCCACGAUUAAAGGCCACGAACGUGUUGAUGCAGCUGAUCUCCUGUGGCUCUAUUUCAGUGAAAGAUCACAGCUUUGGCCUCAUCCCGACUUACAAGCCGAAAUUUUCUCAUUCCAAAUAUGCCUCUCCAUUGUUCUCGACGUCAAUCAUGUUCGGAGAGCUCGAUUGCCUGUCGGAUAACCCUACGUUGAUGAGCUUGAGACUGGAAGACAAAGAGUACUUCAGCGGGAGCUUGAUCGAGACAAAAUUGCCUAAGGAGGAAGCAACGACCCUGAAACGCUCGUCCUCUUAUAAUGCAGACAGGACGUCUAAGCAACUGAACCCGAGCGACAAUGGCGAAGAAUCAUCAACAUCUGGAAUGGGUUCAAAGUGCAUUCCGCUAGCAAUGAAGGCCUCAUCUAGCAAGCACCCUCGAUCUGCCUCAAUGCACUCCCCUACCUCCGACAAGCCUCGAAACUCGUCUGAUGGGGCAGCCGGCCUCCAGACUCCUCAAGGUGGCAGCAAAAGAGUCGUCGCAGAGCCCGGCUCCGGCAGAAAACAGCCCCAGAAACUGGAAUCCUUCAGGGAAGAAGAGAAUAACAACAACAACAACAACAACAACAACAAUAAUGUGAUCCAAAUCGAAGAAAGUUGAGUAUCGGCUUCGAUCCAUCUCUCUACGUAUUCACAUUCGAGCUGACCAAUAUUCUUCUCCACUGACAUAUCAACUCAUUACUGUAAACAGGCUUGCUUCAGGAGCUCGGGUUAUAAUCCAGUCCCAGGCAUUACCAUGUCAAGCUGCUGCUUGCGGUUCCUAGCAGACAGACGAGUACCAACCAAGCCUACAAUUCUGGAAAAAAAGUGUAUGUACCAUCCCAUGUGCAGAAGUUCUGUCUAUCUCCAGAAUGAAAUUCGAAUUUUGAAAUGAUUGGUGCUAUUAUGGCUUUGGGUCGCCCCACCAUCAGCCAUGUGAUUGAUUAUUUAUUUGAUUCGGCUACCGGUAGAAAAAAUCUCAAAGGCUGGUGGUGAAAAGCAAAAGGAAAGCCAAAGGAACUCAGUCAUCACUCAUUUGUUGCAGUGGAGCAGCAGCAGAUCUCAGAACUUCUUGUCCCCUCACUGACUGAGAUUUCCCAGCUAGCUUUUACUUGAAUGAGAAUUCCCCUUUCUUUUCCCUCCAUAACGUAGCUGCAGCAUGCCCACUUUUUCCCCCGUCACAUCAUGUCUUGAGCGGGAUUGCAUCUUUGACAUAAAGUGCCUCAUUUUCCCCUACUUGUUUUGGGCGUGUAUACGGAAGCAGUUGUGCUUAUAUUAUAUGCUUACCCUGAGAUGGUGUGUUCAAGUUCAACUCGUGUCGAUGGCAUUGUAACCGCUCAACGUGUUUCCUCGAUCGGUGUUAUUUAUAAAAGAUACUGUUAUGUUUGAUACAAAGGAUGACAAUGUGUUAGAGAGCAAGCAACCCAUUCACGUCGUAACGACAAGGCAUGUGGUGAACAAUUUGCUGCGAUUCAAAUGAGAUGAAAAUUCGUAGGCGCGCGGCUGCCUCUUUCCCUCCUCUUUCAUAGAAACAAAAAACAAGACACUUUCCCUCCAUCCAUGUACCACUGGGGGGACUAAUUUUCACUUGCUCCCAAAUAACUGUUCAGGGACCAAAAUUUUAACCUUGCUUGCUGUAGCCACUUGUUGCAAAGCUUCCAAAGUAUGAGAAACAACAACCAACAUUCAUCACCCACUUUUUUUUUUUUUCCUCCUCACUUCUACUUUCUCCCCUUCCAAGAGCACAGAGCAGGCUAAGCAAAAGCAAACCCACUAACCUUCGAAAUGGGGCUUUUAAUAAAUUGACAAGAUGGCAAGCGGAAAUACCUGGGAGCAAACGUUAUGUUAUAUAUGGCCUGUGAAGGAGGGCAUCCAAUGCAAGAAACAGAGGGGCAGGCAGCAGGCAGGUUAUGCCCUACUUGACUUCUGGUUGGAAUUUUUUACUAGUCAAAAAGAGAGCCACAGAUGAAAAGGUGAUUGACUUUGCACAAACACAGUAUCGGGGAAAAUUCAAAACAGCAUUAGUUGCUAUAGCGGUUCAAGCAUCGAGGCAAGCACAAAAGAGAGGCAUUGCAUUUUGUCAAACCGUUUUAUGUCAGUGUGCCGGUUUAGCAAGUGGAAUGGUUCGACCGGUAGCUCAUACCGGUUUGUGCCGGUUCAUACCGGUCAAUAUUACAAAUAAAAUUAUAAAUGCUCAUAUUAAACAUGACAUUUAAAGUCAAUACUUAAACAUUUAUACUUGAAUCCAACAAAUAACAUCAAUAUUUAACUUUUAUACUCAUAAAAUAAAUAAUAAAAUUAUUUUUAUCAAUUAAUUUUACUAAAAUAAGGUCAUUUUACUUAGAGAGAUUCGUAUAUCGAUCAUGCCGGUCAUACCGGUAAUGUCACGUCGGAUUUAUGACCGGUAUCAGUUGAACCAGGUCCAUGUGGUUGUCACGCCGGCCGGCGUGACAACCACAAUCUGCAGGUCGAGGUCGUUGGCUUGUUUAAAUUUUCAGGCUUGCACUACGUUCUUUUACAUAAUUAUUAUAUUAUUUUGGGGCUCUCCACACCCACAUUGGAUUCGAAGAGACUGGUGCACGCUCUAGGAAAUCAGUUAAUAUGUUAAUAAUGCUGGGAAACCACAAUCUGAAACAAUAGCGAAAUCCCUCGUAGUUUAAUCAGAGGGAGGGUUAAUGACAACUGUGAUUCUGGGAGGGAAGCAGCAAGUGGCCUUUUUUUUUUUUUUUUUUUGUCACGCUCGUAUCCCUUUGGUCUUUAAAAAUCAAAAGGGGAAAUGAGAAAGCAUAGCUAAUAACAUCACUAAUUCACUAUAUAUUUCACGUGGUAGAUGGACAAGGAAUAGAGCUGUUUGUGGUGAUGGGCCGUUCCUUAGUGGACCUUGCCUUGUUCUUAGCCCAAAGGCCUCUUUUUUUUUUUUUUCUGAACGAACAUGAAAAAAAAUACUUUUCCGACCUACCGGAUUCGAACCAGUGACCUAAGGAUUAACUGGCAGAUUUAACCACUACAGUCCUCCGCUCUACCAACUGAGCUAAGGUCGGUUGUGUCAUUAUGAGGUCAUUACCAAUGUAAUCUUAAUUACGGAUGGUUCUUCGUGUGUUCUCUUUAAACACAGGUGCAUAUUUCCUCCUAAUUCAUUUUUUUUUUGUCAUAGAAAUUCUUGCGGAUUAACCAGAUAAGCGUGUGGGGCCAUACCAAUUACACCCUUACACGGACUCAAAGACAGACCAUAUAGGAAUAAACAAAUAAUACAUUACUUAUAUCUGUAAACAUAAAUCAUAAUAGCAUGGAUAUUCUAAUUAGAUGAUUUCACGAAUCGGUAAUAGAUCAAGGAAACCUACCUCAAUCCAUGACGAGAGCGGCGACGGCAGCUUGAGUAGUAAUCACCAGAAUUGAGUUUCUCCCUCUUGACCCCUUUAGGUUUUAGGUUUAGAGAUUUCUAUGACGACUAAGAAAUUCUACGUAAUGGGUUGAGAGAGGUCCAAUCCUAGGGUUUCUUUAUAUAGACCCACCAUUAGGGUAUAUUAGGAAAUUACCUUUCAUUAACCUAACCAAUAUAUGACUUACCUUAUAUAUUAAACCAUUAAGUGAUAAUUACACUUGGGCCACAAUUAUUCACUAGUCAUCUAUACGGAAAUUGGGCUUACAAUAUCAGGAUAGCGUAGGGCAUUACGUGCCACAGUUUGGGCAGCCCGAUUCGCUUCUCGAGGUGAGUAAGCCAAAGAAACCAAAGGUAGACGAGUGAGCAUAUAUAACACUUCAUAUUAAAAUAGCUAGUUUUUGGGAAUUAACGUGGUAUAAAGGUUAAUGACGAUAAUCGGAAUCGCUCGCAUCGGAAGAGAUGUAUGGUAAAAUUAACAUAAUGAUCUUUGGAAUCCAAUAAAUCAGCAACAUAGUUCAAUUCUCUAUAAAUAUGACUGAUUUUGACAUCCCAAUUUCCCAUGAGAAGCUCUCUUAUCUGUUGAGCAAUCAGGCCAUAGUCACUAUCUGCGUUGAGCCCUGAAUUAUGUCAAUUGAUCAUGUUGAAGAAUCCAAAUUGAGCUUAACUCUCAUGUACCCUUUCUGCCAAGCAAUUUUCAAACCUUCUUCAGGGAUGGUCAUAGGGUGAAUCCCUUAUUCCCAUUGUCAUAAGAAAAGGUAAACUUCCAAUGACAAAAUAACUCAUUCCAUGAAUGAAGGUACAAACUACAGAAACCUGGUAAUGGUAUAUUAUUAUUUUUUCAUUUCAUAAUCAUCAGUAAGACAGUAACUAAGCUUUACUACAUUAUCCAGUGAUGAACAGAUAAUGAUUGACUAUUAUCAGCUACAAUUAACCACUGCCAUUAUAUAUAAAAAAACAUAACUAACCACUGAUUAGGAGCCACAUCGCAAAUUUUGGCGAAGAUUAAUUCAUACAUGCAUUAUAAUACUCAGCUGACCCAAAAUUGUCGGGCGAAUCCUAAGCCCGUAUAUAAAACGUCACCUGCUGCGCAAGCCCAGAGACCCGCUUUAUCAGCUUAACCAUUAUACUAAUCAACAUUACCUAAUUAAUGACAGUGUUUCGA
Linum trigynum is the source of this 6725-nucleotide messenger RNA. The record is from the annotation of a GenBank genome assembly. NCBI's taxonomy places the organism in Eukaryota, Viridiplantae, Streptophyta, Magnoliopsida, Malpighiales, Linaceae.